AUGCAGCAAGUGCGUUCAAAUCGAGAUUCAUCACAUGAAUCAACUAAUCGUGGAGCAGGACCACUCAUUGCUGUUCGUACUGAUCUAUCAACAUUAUUAAACGACUAUACUAGUUCACAAAAAAAUCAAAAUGAUCGACUUGAAUCUCUUGAACGUGAAAUUGCUUCACUUAAAGGUUCAGUCAAACAAGCUUUUGUACCACCAUCAAAUGAACAUGAAGUAAAUCGAGCAGGAACAACUAAGAAAUCAUCAACAUUACAUCCUAUAUCAAAUCGAAGUAUGAGUGCUCCUCGUAUUCCAUCAACAAUGAGUGGUCGGAAAGUAUCGAAUGAUGAACAACCAUCACCACCAAUAGUUUCUACCAAUGAUGGACCUUUUUCACGUCCAUUACCUUUAGCACCUGUUAAUCGUAGUCGAAGUUUUAAUGAUAAUACAUUACAUCCACCAUCAUCUCCAUUAACAAAUAAUACUUUUGAUGAAACUAAUCUUCUUCGAUCGCAUAAAGCGCAUCUUGAACAAGUACUUCGUAAAGAUGCACCACCAUUUUCUGAUGUUAGAAUACCAAAUUAUAUAUCUAUAGAAGAUGUCUUAAAAUCAAAUGAACAAUUAUUAUUAGAAAAUGAUCGUCUCCGAUCGGAACUCAAUCGAUUACGAACUGAAAGUAUUUUAUUACUUCGAUCAAUGAGAUCACCAGCAGGAAAUGAACCAAAUUUAGGCAAUGAACGGAUCAGUGCUGAACGUGAACGUCAAGAAUUAGCUAUUGAAUUAGCACGACAAGUUGAAGAAAAUAAACGACUUCGGCGAUCAUUAUUAUCUCAAUCAGCAAAAUUUGUAACAUUACGUCAAUUGACAAAUCCGUCUGAAGCUUCUUUACAAACAUUUGAUGAUCAUCAUAAUGUUCCUAAAUCUGCACCACAUCCAACAUUAAGUUUUAAUAAAUCUCAACAACAACAACAACAACAACACCAACAACAAUCAAAAUCAACUCGUUUAGUUUUAGCUAAUCGAGAAAGUGGCAAAUUUUUUGAUAAUCCAAGUCGAAAUAGUUUUGGUAAAUGUCAAGUUAGCUCCACUUUUGUUGGUUUUGAUAACUUCUCCGAUAAUAAACCACAUGCUGAAGAUUCAUAUUCAUAA
Messenger RNA from Adineta steineri, 1134 nucleotides. The record is from the annotation of a GenBank genome assembly. Lineage: Eukaryota; Metazoa; Rotifera; Eurotatoria; Adinetida; Adinetidae.